ACACACACACAGACACACACACAGACACACAGACACACACACACACACAGACACAACGCAUCCACACCAACACAUCCACGUCCUUGAAAACCUUCGCCAACUCCUCGCAAACAUCAAGCACAACCUCUACCGACAGCACAAUCUUGUGUUUGUGCACCUUGCCAUGCCAAAACAUGUUUGACAUGUCACAGCAAAUACAUAGCUGAGUCAGCACUUUUCCGUGAACGCGUCUGGAUUCGCCCGCAGCCACAAACCCCGCAAACCACCAGCAAACACCCAUGCUCACCACCACACAUACACUGGUCCUGCCCCACCAACACAUACACGCGGUGAUGGCGACUACAAGUGCGACGAUGAAGCGGUGAUGGAUCAUUUUCCUCACUGGAUCAACCAAGCAACCAAGCAAGCAACCAAGCAAGCAAGCACUCGCUCCAUCUCCCUUCCUUCUUUCUUUCAGCAGCAACAAACAACAACAACAAACAGCAACAAACAACAGCAACAUGGCUCCAACUCCCACCACCACCGCCACCACCACCGCCACCAACGCUGCCACUCCACUUGUCGCCACGUCGCCGGUGGAGCGCACCCAGUCCAUGGAGGCAACUGUGACUGAGGGCAAGGCGUUCCUGAACAAGCUGUGCGGCGAUCUCGCUGCCACCACCUGGACUUCGAGUUUGGCUUCUGCUUCGACUUCUCCUUCAUCUCCUUCGACGCACAUGGUGCUUCGCCCACGCGCCUCGCGCAAGAAGCGGGCCAUGGCCGCCCGCCUGGCCUCCCUGCCCUACAAGCUGCGCCGCCUUCCCCAGCGCCUCGGCACGGCCACGGUGACCACUUCCACCACCACCACCAUCAACGACAGCAGCAGCGGGCCGCGUUCUGCGCCUGCGACACCUCGCCGCAUGGCCACGCCUUCGCCCAAGGCGGCUCGUCAGCAGAACAGCAAGCGCAGCAAGGCGAGCAAGAAGCGCCUGCAGCGCAAGACCACCAUUGAGCAGACACUCAUGGACUGCAUGUACCACGACCUGCUGCUCCUCCACGUCUUCAAGGCCCUGCAAGAGCAGCAGCAGCAGCAGCAGCGACAUGGCCGCCUUUCUGCUGCGCUGCUCCCAUCGCGCGCCCUCACCCGCGCCGCGCUCGCCAACGCCAACGCCACGAGUAACGAUGAGGCGCAGGCAACAACAGCCACGACGAAGAAGACAAACGCCACGCAGCAGGCCAGCCCACGUCGCAGCCCACGCCGCAGCCCACGCCGCAGCGGGCUUCGUCGCUCUCGCCGCCACAAGCGUCGCAGCACCACCAUGGAGCAAGUGGUCAUGGACGGCAUGAAGUUUACGCCCAUCUUCUCCGGCAAGACGCGCGCUUCCUCCACCCCGGUCUCCCCCGCAUAAACGUGCUCUGUGUGUGUGUGUGUGUGAGUGAGUGAGUGUGUGUGUGAGUGAGUGUGUGUGUGUGUGUGUGUGUGUUUUCUUCCGCUUUGCUUCGUUCUGCUUUUGCUUAUUUGAUUGCUUCAUGCAUUGAUUGACUGCUGAAUGAAUGAAUGUCGUGUGGUUGUCAAUCGCUUCACUUCAGUUCAGUUCACUUCACGUUGGUGUCAACCGGUCAUAAACAAGAAAGAAACAAACACACG
Salpingoeca rosetta is the source of this 1627-nucleotide messenger RNA. RefSeq lists its product as uncharacterized. The record is from RefSeq and is a predicted model, not a curated record. The transcript has a single exon. Bases 501 to 1388 code for a protein of 295 amino acids. NCBI's taxonomy places the organism in Eukaryota, Choanoflagellata, Craspedida, Salpingoecidae.